Molecule: messenger RNA, 1766 nt
Organism: Amyelois transitella
Lineage: Eukaryota; Metazoa; Arthropoda; Insecta; Lepidoptera; Pyralidae
Exons: 4
Coding region: 121-1731 (536 amino acids)
Molecular function (GO): DNA binding
Source: RefSeq, a predicted model, not a curated record
GUCAUAAACGCACCAAGCACUCCAGUAAAAGCAUGCUUAUGUAAAAAGAUACACGCGUGCUCGUUGCUUUUUUUUACGGUUAUUUCGAUUUAAACAUUUGUUAAUAACAAAAAUCGCAUUAUGCCUAUGCGUUGGAGUGAAGAGGAAACCAAGAAACUCAUAAAUUUGUACAAGAAAUAUCCGUUUCUAUGGGACAGUAGUGAUAAAAUGUAUACACAAACACGAGCCAGAAAGUUAGCAUAUGAACAGAUUAUAAGGGGUAUGAAUAAACCAAACCUCACCAUAAAAGAUAUUCGAUGCAAAGUAAAGAACUUAAGGACGGCUUAUUAUCAAGAUCUAAAGAAAAAGUCUACUUUCGAAAGUCUUGGCAAAAAAUACAAAAGUAACUUGCCGUGGUUUACUAGUUUACAUGGAAUUAUGGAGGUCAUUAACAAAAAUAAAAUGACACUACAGCGCGAGACUACAGAGGCUGAAGAAGAAUAUGAAUCCGACGAUGAUGAUAGCAUACAAAUACAAUCCGAAAACGAUACGCUCGUAGUGUCAAUCAAACAAGAGUUUCUAGACCAGAUGGAAAACAGAGAAGUGAGUUACUGUCCAAUAGUCAGUCAAUAUUUGGAGCCUAUAGAGGUUACCGACGAACCAGUUAAGAAGAAAAAAAAGGUUAAUAAGCGGGAAACAAUUCGAGAAGACAUCGAUGAAUUUCAGUCGUUUGUCAAUAGUAUGGCAGAGCAACUUAGGAAUAUGCCUUUAGAUAAAGCCUUAAAUUUACAAGUCGAGGUGCAAGCGUUAAUCGCAAAGGAACGAAUUGAUGCCCUCAAAAAUUCUGAAGAUGACGAUGAAGAACUAGUAGAAUUUAGUACGCUUAUUUUAUUAGUACGGUGUCGACGUAUUUUAACGAAUUUUAAUAAAAUGGCGCCUAACUGGACCCCUCAAAGACUUCAACAGUUAUUUGCACUGUUGUCAGAAAACUACGAGGGUUUAUUUGAUAGCUCCAGCACAAAUUCGCACAGGAAGUUAAAUAAAAAUACAAUAAAGAAAAUAGCUGAGCAAUUAAACAUUUCAGUCGAUGAUUUAAGACAUAAAUAUUUUAAUAUAAAUAAUGCUUACAACACAGAAGUUAAAAAGAUAGAAGCAGCCAAAAAACAAGGAUUCUUCUAUAGACCUACUUUGCAUUGGUUCAACGAGUAUAAAGAAGUUAUGGAAAAAUUUGAAUCUAUUAAACGAAAAGGUAAUGAUUAUCUGCCAGUGAGCAAAGAAGUUGUUAGCGCCAGCGAUAAUAUGAAAGAAAUGGAGGAUUCUCCCCAAGGGGAAAGUAUUGAAUCGGAGCAAGAAUUGUUUUUGGAAGACGAAGACACUUCGACAUCAGAUCAACCUAUAUCCGAUACAAUAGUCGUAUCAAUUAAACAAGAAUGUAUUGAUGCAGUAAAGAAGAAUAACUGGGAUGUUGAUUUUGAGGAACCAAAAUCAGUCGAACCUAUUGACCAAUUAGAGUUUAUCCCGCCUCCGAAGCCGAGAAAGAUUGCAUACGUAAAGAAAAAUAUGAGCAAAACACGUAAAUUAGAUAGUCCCUUGAAAGGUGCCACAGAUGAGUUUCAGAUGUUCGCUGACCACAUCGCUGAGCAACUAAGAAAUAUGACAAUUGAUUCAGCUCGGAAAAUGCAAAGCGAAAUUCAUAUUAUUUUCGAUGAAGAAGGAUUUCCGUUUUACAGCCCGAUUUUGGAUGACAUGUGAUUUGAAUCCAUUCAAUAAUAAUAUAGUUAUGUGUA